Molecule: messenger RNA, 1385 nt
Organism: Alternaria rosae
Lineage: Eukaryota; Fungi; Ascomycota; Dothideomycetes; Pleosporales; Pleosporaceae
Product: glycoside hydrolase superfamily
Exons: 4
Coding region: 248-1351 (367 amino acids)
Molecular function (GO): hydrolase activity, hydrolyzing O-glycosyl compounds
Source: RefSeq, a predicted model, not a curated record
AUUUACUCUCACUACAAGAUUGGGUUUUGACAUAGAGUGGAGAAGAUAGAGUCGGAGUGCGCGAACAAUGCAAGGUGGGAGACAGAAGGUAGCAAAGAGAAGAUUGUAGACCGAGUCCAAAGACAGAAGGUCACAUAUCGAAUGUGAAUGACGCUAGGUUAAAGACAAAAAGCGAAGAAGCAUAAGAAAGAGCAACUUCCUCAAGAAAGACGGCCAUCAAACUAUUCUCAUAUCAAAUACCUUCAACAUGCAGCUUCUCAAGUUCUUUCUCCCACUCGCCAUGAGCGCACCUUUCUCAGCGGCGCAACCACUCGAUGAAAGAGCCAUCUCUUCGAGCUGGGCUGGAGUCAACUCGUACUUCCUCCAUGCCUAUCAGAAGGCCGAUCGUCUAGCUGUACUCGACGCGGUCAAAGACGCCAAGCUCAAGACACUGCGUAUCUUCAUCUCUCCCACGCCUCAGAACAACAAAGACACUGGUUCAGUCAACAUGCCCGAUAUCGAGCCACAGCAAGUCGGCACAUACGACGACACGCAGCUGAAGGCUAUCGAUCAGUUGAUGGUCGAGGCGCAUGACCGAGGUAUCAAACUCAUCAUUGCUAUGCAUGAUCGCUAUCAACUGGGUUGCUGGGGUAAUGAUACAUACGUGUCGAAAUACAAACUCCCUGCGAUCGACUGCGCGAGGACGCCCGCCGCUCAGAACGACGUAACGUUCUUCUACCAGGACGCUUCGCCCAUCUACGACUUUGACAAUCGCCUCACGCAUAUACUUCAGCAUAAGAACUCGUUAAUCUCAGGCGCACCGGCAUGGAAGGAUUUGUCAGACUACAUUUUCUCUUUCAACAUCCAGAAUGAGGGACAAGGGCAUCUGCGCAACAACAUUGCGCCUGCACCAGAAUGGUGGUGCAAUCGAAGCAAGAAAAUGCGAAGCAUCAUGGGCAGCAGCGCCAUCCUCAUCUCGACAGGCGGUGGAAACGAAUUCCCCAACUCCGACAUCCCCGAAAACUGGAGCUGCGCCACUCUCGACCUCGUCGACAUCCAUUCCUACAGCGGCGUGUCUGAAUGGCGCAACAAAGCGCCCAUCGCACUGCAGCAUGCUCAAGCCGCCAAGAAGCUCGUGUUGUUCGAGGAGUUUGGCGCGUCUGGUUCCAACAAGGCGAGCGUUGUGGGUCAGCAUAUCGACAUCUUCAAUGGGCUCAAGGUACCAUGGAUGAUCUGGCAGAUCAACAAGCCGGGUAAAGGCGCAGCGGACUUUGAGUUCUGGACGAAUGAGGAUACGUUUGGAGUCGUGAAGCAGGGAUCGGCUAAGGCAUUGAGUAUCUCGGCAGCUCAGACGUUUCCCAAUCUCGCAUAGCUUCACAUGCAGUGGACGUGCUCUGGGUAGAUAG